AUGACACCUGAAGAAUUUAGCCGUGAAAUCAUUCUUUUAAUGGAAAAUAGUCUUUCAAUUUCUCCUCAAGGGGUCGAUUCUAAUGACUUAGCUCAAAGGUUUAGGGAUAAAAAUAUAAAGCCUACCAUAGAAAAUGUGUAUAUGCUUACUAUUAAAUCCAGAGUAAAGAAACUUGGCGAUUUUAAUGACUCCGUUGUUGCUCGGUAUGGUGAACUCUUAUGGUUUACGUUUUCUGAAGAGGAAGAAAAUAAAAUUAAGAUGCAAUACCAAGCCAUUGUAGAUCAAAUUAUUACAAUUUUGACAUCAUAUUCAUCAAUGUCUAUGCUAACCACUUAUACCACUUCAACCACUGAGCAACCGGGGGAAGACAUAUUUAAUGACGGUACUAGUUAUACCUCACAAAUUUCACAAAUUUCACAAACAAGCUUUAACGGGCAAGGUAUCGAUUUUAUAGAUGGAAUCCUUCCUUAA
Molecule: messenger RNA, 471 nt
Organism: Dentiscutata erythropus
Lineage: Eukaryota; Fungi; Glomeromycota; Glomeromycetes; Diversisporales; Gigasporaceae
Source: the annotation of a GenBank genome assembly